AUGAAUACGACAGAUCCCCGCGUUGGCUCGGCCCGUGACAACUCUACAAGCCCUGGGCUGUCUCGGGUGGUUUCUGGCUCCAACUCAUCUUCCACAAGCAACCUUGUUGCGACGCUAGUGCCUGUGCUGAUUUGGGCCGCCCUGUGCAUCAUCAUCUUCGUAAUUCUGCGACGCAAAUGCCCUCGAGUAUAUGCUCCAAGGGCCUCACUGAAGAGCUUGGAGCCACACGAAAAGAGUGCACCUCUUCCCAAUGGGUGGUUCAACUGGUUCACCGAAUUUUACCGCAUCCCUUCUGUGUUCGUGCUCAAUCACUCAUCUCUCGAUGGAUAUCUCUUUCUGCGCUUCCUUCGAGUGCUGGCUGUGAUAUGCCUCGUUGGAAUAGGGUUGCUGUGGCCAGUUCUACUCCCAAUCCACGCGACAGGAGGGGCGGGCAAUCAGGGAUUGGAUUGCUUGACCAUGGGAAAUGUUGUGAAUCACAAUCGACUGUACGCCCAUGCCCUCCUGUCGUGGGUCUAUUUUGCAUUCAUUCUCUACAUGGUGUCACGAGAAUGUGUAUAUUAUAUCAACUUACGGCAAGCAUAUCUCCUUUCACCAUUUUACGCAAAUCGCUUGUCCUCUCGAACGGUCCUAUAUAUGAAUGUACCUAGGCACUAUCUUGAUGAGCAAAGGCUUCGAUGGAUGCUUGGACGCUCUGUCAAACGGAUUUGGAUCCCUCAAACGACCAGUGAACUCGAACGCCUCGUUAAGGAAAGGGAACAGACGGCUAUGCGCCUGGAAAAAGCGGAGUUUGAGCUCAUCAAAAUGGCCAACGCUGCAAGGACGAAGGUGCUCAAGAGAGCCGAGAGUGAAAGGAAACAAGAAUCGAGCCAUCCCCCUCCCGAGCCCGAACACCGUAGCGGGAAUGGCCCAGAAUCGGGUUCGAAAUCUGGCACUGCCGCAGUCAUACGAGCACCCGACAAUCCAGAGGGCGUUGCGUAUCCCACAAAAGAGAUGCGAGAGCGGACUCUACCCGACGUCAACGGAUCAGUCGCAUCACAGUGGAUUCCACAUAGCUCGAGGCCACAUCAUAGGCCGAUUGCCAAUUAUGGGCGCCGUGUGGAUACUAUCAAGUGGACAAGAAACCAGAUCAAGAAGUUAAAUAGUCAAAUUGCCAAAGUCCGGCGCGACCAACUUUUCAAGACCGAAGGCAUGCUGCCCUCCGUCUUCGUGGAAUUCGAGACACACACAGAUGCACAACAUGCUUACCAGACCCUGACGCAUCACCGCCCGUUGCACAUGGCUCAACGAUUUCUCGGUGUACGACCGUUUGAGAUAAUAUGGGAGUCAUUGUCAAUGUCGUGGUUGGAGACCAUCGCACGAAAGUUUCUAAUCAAAGCUCUCAUAACCGCCAUGAUCAUAUUUUGGGCCAUACCAUCCGCUCUUGUCGGGACAAUUUCCAACAUUGACUACUUGUCGGAGAAAGUCAGUUUCUUGGGGUGGGUCGGAGAUCUGCCCAGUGCGGUGAAGGGUAUCUUGAGUGGUGUCGUUCCGGCUCUUGCCUUGUCCCUGUUGAUGAGUAUUGUUCCCGGAAUCUUGAGAUACUGCGCGAGGCUUGGGGGAGUGCCAACUCUGAGCAUGAUCGAGCUCUACACCCAGCAUGCCUACUUCGCAUUCCAAGUCGUUCAAGUAUUCCUGAUAACGACUUUGACAUCAGCGGCGUCCGCAGCCGUGACGAAGUUGCUCGAAGACCCGACGACAGCAAAGGAUUUGCUCUCGCAAAACUUGCCAAAGGCUUCCAACUUCUAUCUCUCGUACUUUCUCUUGCAAAGUCUGGCCCUCGGGUCUGGGGGCCUUGUUCAAUUUGGCAACUUGUUCCAGUUGUAUGUGUUCCAAAAGUACAUCAGCAGUCCAAGGAAGAUGUAUUUGAGAUGGCACCGUCUGCAGCGGAUCCAUUGGGGGACAGUCUUCCCCGUCUACACCAAUCUUGGUGUCAUUACUCUCAGCUAUGCACUUAUCGCGCCAAUAAUUCUCGGAUUUGCCGCUGUCGGUCUCCUUUUUCUGCACAUCGUGUACCGAUACAACCUGAUUUACGUUUACGACUCUGAAGUCGACACCCGGGGGCUUGUCUAUCCACGCGCCCUCAUGCAUUUACUUUUGGGCUUGUAUUUCUCAGAGGUUUGUAUGAUUGGGCUGUUUUCGAUCAAAGGCGCUUAUGUUCCGGUUGUGUUGACUGUGGCUCUCCUCGUCCUCACUGGAUUGGUCCAUACCUCACUCCUCGAUGCUCUCGGGCCUCUUUUGUGGAGUCUUCCGAAAAGUCUGACUGUUCAGGAAGACCAGCACUUGUUGGGAUGCCGCCCGAUAAACCCACGCAAUGCUGAAGAUCUGGAGCAGUCCGAAGAAUACCAUUCCGACAAGGAAGAACAGGAGCCAGAGCAAAGCAACAGCAGAGCCCUGGAAGGCGCCAGUGGAGCAUUCAACGCCCUGGGGGGAGGUAUCAAAAACAUGCUCAGGAAGAAAGUCAAAAGGGAAGUUCCUGAAGCAAAUAUCCUAAUGAAUGCUCUCAUGGGAUUUUGGAUGCGAUGGAUAUCACCAAAUCCAGCAGACAAGUCCAACUUCCUUCUACGCUGGCUCCAUCCUGAGGUGUACUCCGACUAUACUCUUCUUCGUCGAAUGGUACCUUCCGACUUGCCCGAUCCGGUAUACCCAGAAGAGAUUGAGCAGGAUAUCUAUUACCCGCCCUCAUUUUUUGCAAAGCCACCGACUCUGUGGAUUCCUCGCGAUCCCGGAGGAGUUAGUCGACAAGAGGUGGAACACAGUGCGAAGGUGAUUCCGACCACAGACGAAUAUGUGGAUAUAGAUGAGAAAGGCCGUGUCAUGAUCGAUAUUGAGGAGAAUCGACUCGUUUUCGAUGUUAGCCGGCUGAGAUAUUGA
Cladophialophora psammophila CBS 110553 is the source of this 2910-nucleotide messenger RNA. RefSeq lists its product as uncharacterized. Gene Ontology annotation, cellular component: plasma membrane. The coding region runs from base 1 to 2910 and encodes 969 amino acids. Lineage: Eukaryota; Fungi; Ascomycota; Eurotiomycetes; Chaetothyriales; Herpotrichiellaceae. The record is from RefSeq and is a predicted model, not a curated record. The transcript is spliced from 5 exons. Gene Ontology annotation, molecular function: calcium-activated cation channel activity.